AUAAUUACUGGACAUUAAUAGCAAAAUAAAUUAAAAAAGGACACCUAUCCUUGCGCCCAGUCAAUCUCUCUCAGCAAAACCAGUCAAAAUGAGGUUGUGUAUAGUCAAUUGUCAACGUUUGUUUACAUUCAUUAAUUGUGUUUGUGUCACGUUUGUGUGUAAAUUAAUAAUGUUAUCUGUGUUCAUUAAACAUUUAUGGCAUUCGUCCUAGCAGUCGCAGUUCAAGAUGCAGGAGGUUCUCAUCGAAUUGGCCGAAACUCCCAGUGUGUUAGUGCAAGACAAGUUUUAUCGGCACUUUUCCUCAUUGGACCCCACCAGUUACCAGGAAAUAGAGGAACUAAUCGCAAAGGUAUGGGCUCUAAUAGAGACCAAUCACAUUUCGAAGGGCACUCUCUAUCUAUCGCUGCUGCAAAAAUCCAACAACGAUCUCUUGGAGAAAUGCAUCAGCUGGGAGAGAGGGACUUUGAACUCUAACGUUCUUCAAAACCUUCAUGAAUUGUUUGAGUUUACGGUUUAUACGGGGAAGCAUUGGUUCUUGGAGCUGAUCAGGAACAAAAGCUCCCCUGACAUCGACCAGCUACUUCCAGAAGCAGCCUAUCAGAAACUGGUUUACCUCCGAAUAGUUCACAUGACUAAUGACCCUUCAUGGGCAUUUGAUAGGGGGCUGCUUGAUCAAACAUUAGCUGGCUGUUCAAACAAUGUCGCUGAUAACUUUUGGGUUUACUACACAAAGGAAAUUGCCCAUUUGCUCCAACUGUUUAAGAUUUGGCAAGAUAAUUGCCCAUCAGGGCUCAAUGAAAGAGAAUUCCUGGCUGUCGCCAGCCAGAGGAGUAUUCUGGAUUUAGCGUCCCACUAUCUGCAGCUGGAUGCCAUAGAGCAGGUUUUCGCCCAAUUAGACCAAUCUCAAUUCCCCCAUGCCGAAGACCUGGAAAAUCAAAGAACGACUCUGGCCUGCUUUGGCUUACUAGCAAAGUUCCUCAGCCUCCUGCUGCAUGGAGACAAAGAUAUUGAUGUUCCCAAGCUAAAAACAGAGAUACAAAUCGGAUUCAUGCAACUAAAGAGCCACUGCCUGCAAAUUGAGCUGCUGCGGGUGAUGUUUGCCUGCAUUUUCACCAAGCAACAUCACAUCAAAGACUGCCAGGGCGACGCGUUUAUUUGCAACUCCAAAGAACUGAACGCGAUGUUAUUUACUAUUAAGGCCCUAAUUGAAGCGCUGACCGAGAACAAGGCUUUUGAGGAUGAUCCGCACAGUAGUAGAGAACUUCAGGAAAUCCUUCAAGUUGUAUCAGAUGCCGCCUGGCGGCUGAGUGUGGUUGUUAAUGUGAUAAGCCCACAGAAGAGCCAGAAAAAGUUGCUUUACUACAUGCAGGCCGAUCCAGAGGGCCUCGUCAACCUCUGCCUGAAGCAGGGCCACUUUGAACGGGCCUUCCAGGUGUUAAAGAUUUUCAACAUGCAAUCCACGCCUUUGGCCCAAGAGAUCAUCUACACGGAUCAGCUGCAGGAUCUAAAGCAGAACCUGAAACGCACUGCAAAGUUGCGCCAAAUGGGCGAAAACCGCCCCGACAGCUGGAUGAAAAUCCCCAACGACAAGCUGGAUCUGGAUAAAAUCGUCCAGACCUUUUUCCGAAAGCUGCCGCCGCCCCAACAGGAGGAUUCCUCGCUCAACCAUGCGAUUUUUAUGAACGUUCUGGACCUGGCCAUCAGCCAGACUCCAUCCAGAGAUUUGGUGCCGUUGGCUUGCAAGCUGAGCCCUCGGGAUGUCGGACAGACGCCCUUCUCUUUGUUCACCGAAAAGUUGCUGAAAUUCUGGAAUGAGCCAGGUGAUCUGGAUCUAGUCAAUUCGCCCUUGGAACCGGAUACACAAAGGAAAAGCGAAGAUUUUUACGCAACUAUUCAAAACAUCUACAGUGAAUUUUGCGAUAUGUUGCUGCUGAAUGAGCCAGGGUUUCUGGAUAAGGACCAUCCAAGUCACCAAGUGAUCCAAAGGCUGCAAGAGCAGUGCAGCAGCUAUUUGGAAUUGCAGUUCAAACCGGAGGAGCUGACAAACUAUUUGCAAAAACUCUGGAACUACUUGCGGGCAUUUUCCAGGGUUCUGUACAUUGAGAGGGAUAACUCGGAUUUAGUGGCCGAAGGCCACAUUUCAUCCUACUUUAAGCUGUUGGGCUACAACCGGUCGGAAUUGAUGGGAAACCUGCUGUUCCAACAGAAUCUCAAUCCUGCAGAGUUUGAGAGGCACUUUGGCAAACUGAAACUGGACUUUGUCUAUCACGUGGUGGGGAAUUGCUUCCCCACCAUUAACUUGCAUGCAGACGAGAAUGUGGCCAAAGAAGAGCUUUAUCAUGAGAACGUUUUGUAUCCUCCAUCUGAGUCCAUGAUCAGCUACAUCAGAAAGCGCAAUUGGCUGCUGGCGCUGAUUCUGAUCGAGAUGUACAAAGUUAAAGACCUGGAGUUUGAUGUAGGCGAGUUGCGGAUCAGAAACUUUCUCAAUUAUCUGCAUCUGCCGAAAAUCCAGCAUCUCCAGCCGCUGUUCAACAACAACGAAAUUAUAACGGCCCUACAAAACGACAUUUCGUUCCAAAAAGUCCAGGAGUUUGUUCAGAACAACCGACCAAGUGAGGAAGAUCGGCUGAAAAGCACUACUUGGAGGCGACUGGCUGGUGUUCUGGAUUCCAUCCCAGAGAAACAGCUGAAGCACGAGGAUUUCCAGUCACUGAAGGAUUUGGUUUUAGCCAAUUUAGGCAGCGAGCGUGUUAUGGAAAUUAAGGACAGAGACGCUCGUUUCAAUCUUCUGGUGGGAAACUUGAAGAUUUGGCCACUGGACGUGUGCAUUAGAAGCAUUAAGUCGGAGAUUUCCCGAUUUGACCAGACGGAUGACCACAAGGUGGACGAGCUGAAGGCUUGGCUGGAGCAUAUCGAGCAAAGCAAGCAGGUGAUGAAUGUGUUGGAAGUGGAGAACUGGGCGAGUCUUUAUGAGAUGUGCGCCUUCCAGCCUCAAGCCGUCCUCUAUAAGUUGCUGGAAAGCAAACAGGUGGAUUUACUUAUCGAGUUCCUCCAACUGCACGAAGUGAGCGAAGAAUUGCUACUCGGCAUCGACGAACACUUUAUGGAAAUGGCAUUUGACAUGGAUCUGGACUUCGAGAGCGUUCAGCGAGUGUUCAACUUCCUAUCGCCCGAUCGCAUCAUCGAUCUUUGCCGGAACCUUCUGAGCCUUCUCAGAGAGGUUCGGCACUUGCAGAUGGUGACCGACCACCUGCUCAAAUACACUCAGGAGGACAAUCUAACUAGCGUGGCUCUGAGUCUGAAGCUGCUGUCACCGCUCACUGAAAGCGGGUUCGAUCAGCAGCUGCUGUUCCUGCUGAAGCAUCCGUUAAGCAUCAUUGAGGUGCUGAUCAUGAACACGCAACUGGAUAAGCUGGGCGACGUUCUGGGAGCGAUUCCGGCCGACAGUGAUAUUGUUUCGGUCGCAGAUGUCGAUGCGCUCCUGAGGCAUUACGCUGAAAAAAGCCUGGACUUUCGUGUCAUCGCGCAACCGAAUCCCGAUUUGCUCAGAACUCCCGAGCACAGUUUGAUGCAGUCUUUGGACUCGGUGCUAUUGGGAUUGCAUUAUUCAGCUUUUAUUAUGCCCGACAAAGUGCCCGCACGAGACGAAUGGGUGCCGAAUACGGAGGUGAUUGAAUGCAUGUGCUGCAGGAACGAGCAUUUUUCGAUGUUCAACCGAAGGCACCACUGCAGAAGAUGCGGCAGGGUGAUUUGCUACACCUGCUCCCAAAGGCGGAUGCUCGUGCCCACUUACGGAGACAUUUUAGUGCGGGUUUGCAUCCAGUGCUAUCGGCAGACGUUUGCCGAGAACAGCUUAGCUGACGAGAGCAUCGCCACGAGAUCCUAUCUGAAUAAUUACUGGAUGCUCACUAGCGAUCCUGAGCACAACUCCAUUGUUAAACAGGAAUUUUCUUAUGAGUUUGCGCCUAGUGUGUCCCUGUGCUUGGCCCUGAUGAAGUUCCACUCCAAAAACGACACUUAUUCCACGUUUCUGCUGAACCAGUGCGAGGUCCUGCUGAAACUGGUGGUGCCCAAUCAGGAACCCCUGCAGGAAAUCGACUACAUGCUGGUUAUCAGAAUGCUGAAGUCUUUGGCGCUAGCAGCCAAAGUGGUCUCGGUGGACUGCAGCAGUCCACAUUCGAACGUCUCAGCUGCCGACCAAAUUCUGAUGCGAGCCGAACUGCUUGGACUUCUGGCCGAACGCGGCUGCUUAAACCUGCUGCUCACUCCUAGCAGUUCCUGUUUUGUCGAUCCCACUGCCUUGAUGCGAUUUAUCGAGAAGCUGCUUGAAAAAGAACAGUGGACGUUGGCUUUGGAGGUUUCCACCAAGGCUGGAAUGGACAAGUCCGGAGUGUUUGCCGCCUGGGGCAAAAGCUGCCUAAUAGCGGGCGAUUUGGCAUCAGCACGGGAAAAGUUCAGCAAGUCAUACGACACCGAGCAUUUCACAUUGAAGGGGAUCAAAAGCCUGUCGAAACUGAACGAAAUCAUCAACAUUCUGGAAUCCAGAUCGGACAGCAUCGACGCAGAGCUGUUGAACAACCACCGAAAGCUCCUGGAGGCCGGCCAGGCCACCACCCAGUCAGAUCGUGCGGUUUUCAUACUCAGCAAAUUGAAAAACCUCAACAAUAUCGCUAGCGGAAACUAUGCGACCAGCAAGGGCAAAACGACGAGAAAACCCAAGCUGCACGAUACGAUCUACCAGGAGUGCGUUUAUUACUUGGACAAAUAUGGCACAGCGAGCAGUUUGGUGGAGUUUCACAUCAAGUACGAACAGUUCGCCAAGGCAGUGGAUGUUAUGAUCAAAAAGCGACUGCCUGCCGACGAAUUUGUCGAUAUCUACAUGAGGUGCUUGAAAGUCGGUUCUGUCACCGUUCUACAGGCUGCGAUGUCGGAAAUCGACCCCAGUUUGUGUAUUUGGAAGGACUACCUAGUGAAGAUCUGCCGCCACUUGACCCAACAGAACUUAUUUCACAGUCUUUAUCAGCUUCAACUAUACAUGGGGGACUACGUGCGAGCCGCGAUGAGUUGCGUGAACUUCUACGAGGAUAAAGCCACGACUUUUAGCGAUUUGCAGCAGCGCAGACAUUAUUUAACGGAGGCCCUCAGCCAUUUAUCCCGUGGAAGAGAGCAGGAACAAUGGGUGGCAGUUACUGCAGUGGAGACGGACAAAUCUGGAAACACCUUCGAGAUAACCAGCAUUGUGAGCAAUCUGAUCAAGCAAAUGAGCACCGAGGAGAUUGAGAGGCAUUCAGCCACCAUAAGGAAGCAGCUGGAAGUGGUGGAGUUUCUAGCCCAAUGUGAAACUGGCCAAGUUUCACCCAUGGAAGUUUUCCUGGAGAUUUUCCCUAAUCCAAAUAAACUUCCCAAGCACCGGAUCUGGGUGCCAACACUGCUCGGCUCGGAAGAACAACGGAUGUACAUGGCGGUUCUUUGCAUUGUCUGCGCCGAAGACUUUGGCAAAGGUUUCGACUUUGGAUCUUGCAUAGCCAACGAGUUCCAGCAGCUAAAACCGCUCAAAGUGUAUAAGGAAACCGCCAGAUAUCUUGCCAAAGUAGGCAAAACCGAAGCCAUCACCAAUCUGGUGGUCCUCAUCAUGCGCACCCUGAAAGAUCAGAGGGUGAAUGACAUUUGCGACGAAGUCCUAAUUUUGGCUAUAACGAUUCUUUCGAAAACCGAUGCGAUUGAGGCGGAGGUUGAGGAACUGAUCAAGCUCAUUUGCGACAAAUCUGCUAUGAUUUGCGCCUAUAUUGAGACCAAACAGCUGAAAAAGGCCUACUUCUUGGCGGCCAAGUACAGAAAAGUGAAGGACAUGAAGAAUAUACUCAGAGAGGCUGAGCUGACCAAUCAGGGCUUCCUCAAGGAUCUGUGUCAGAAGGCCAUUCAAUACUUUAAUAAAACAUCCGCGGCUUUUGAGGAAUCUGACUAAAAAUCUACAAUAUAAGACUGACUCGCUUUAAACGGCUGUGAAAUAGGUAAGUUGCGUUAUUGAUUGUUACCAGAUUUACUAUAUAGUUUAUUAGCAGUAAUUAAACAAGAAAAAUAUUCAAGCCUGCCGGCUCAACCUAGUUUUGCCAGCAAUAAAGUAAUAUAUUAUAUUUACAUAAAAAUAUAUAAAUGAAUCACAUGUGAAUAUCGCAAAUGGUUCAUCUAAAACAAUUGCCAUUGCUAUUAAGUGUAAACCAAACCAAUAAACCAUUCUAUACAUUUA
Dendroctonus ponderosae (mountain pine beetle) is the source of this 6247-nucleotide messenger RNA. RefSeq names its product zinc finger FYVE domain-containing protein 26 (gene Sptz). The record is from RefSeq and is a predicted model, not a curated record. Bases 227 to 5965 code for a protein of 1912 amino acids. The transcript has 14 exons. Lineage: Eukaryota; Metazoa; Arthropoda; Insecta; Coleoptera; Curculionidae. Gene Ontology annotation, cellular component: lysosomal membrane; midbody; centrosome. Gene Ontology annotation, biological process: regulation of cytokinesis; double-strand break repair via homologous recombination; mitotic cytokinesis. Gene Ontology annotation, molecular function: phosphatidylinositol-3-phosphate binding; metal ion binding.